AUGUCGGUUGCUGCCGCCGAAGAGAGGAGCCCUCUCGGGGGCAGGCGACCGCGCUGCCGUCCGCCUUCACCGUCCCCGCUGGGCACUCCCGGGGCCGGGGCCGGUUUCAGGGGCGCGCACAAACUUUCCCCGGGCAGGCCCGUCCGUUUCCGCCCGCUUGCGCUGGCUGCAGAUCAAGGCUCAAUUUUGCUGGAUAAGGACGGAAAGAGAAAACAUACCAGACCCACUUUUUCUGGCCAGCAGAUUUUCGCCCUGGAAAAGACUUUCGAGCAGACGAAAUACCUGGCGGGCCCGGAGCGAGCCCGGCUGGCCUAUUCCCUGGGGAUGACGGAGAGCCAAGUCAAGGUGAGAGGAGCGGCUCCCGCCCGGAGCGCUGCGGGGCUGGGGGCGCGCAAAGCGCCCGCCUCGGACCGCGGGCCCCCGCCUCGGAAACCGCCUCCGGCUUGGGGGGGCGGGGGUGGAAACAUGAUCCCUCUGCACCGUUUUAAACUAAGUAUAAUAUGA
Molecule: messenger RNA, 504 nt
Organism: Charadrius vociferus (killdeer)
Lineage: Eukaryota; Metazoa; Chordata; Aves; Charadriiformes; Charadriidae
Product: homeobox protein Nkx-6.1-like
Exons: 2
Coding region: 1-504 (167 amino acids)
Biological process (GO): regulation of transcription by RNA polymerase II; cell differentiation
Cellular component (GO): nucleus
Molecular function (GO): RNA polymerase II cis-regulatory region sequence-specific DNA binding; DNA-binding transcription factor activity, RNA polymerase II-specific
Source: RefSeq, a predicted model, not a curated record